Molecule: messenger RNA, 501 nt
Organism: Ictalurus punctatus (channel catfish)
Lineage: Eukaryota; Metazoa; Chordata; Actinopteri; Siluriformes; Ictaluridae
Product: T cell receptor beta variable 12-3
Exons: 2
Coding region: 37-501 (154 amino acids)
Biological process (GO): cell surface receptor signaling pathway
Cellular component (GO): plasma membrane
Source: RefSeq, a predicted model, not a curated record
UAUUAGUUCAGUCUUUAGCCUUGAGUCAAGUCAACCAUGAUCAGAAUUCUAGUCUUUUUUCAGUCACUUUACUGGAUACAAGGAGUUGCAGGGGUGAAUGAUGUCUCUCAGCCCAAUAUACUCUGGGCUAAAUUCGGCCAGUCAGCCACAAUAAACUGCUCACACACCAAGGGUUCAUCUUACAAUCAGAUGUACUGGUUCCGUCAGCAUCAUGGACAGAGCAUGGAGCUCAUCGUGUACACUGGCACAUUCAUCACUGCAGAUUUUGGAAAGUUCAGCCAAAGUAAAUUCUCAACAAUUAAAACAGUAGCUGAGAGCGGCUCUUUUACAGUGAACGAUGUGGAUUAUAAUGACAGCGCUGUGUAUUUCUGUGCUGUGAGUGAACACAGUGUUAUAACCAUAGGGCAGAGCUGUACAAAAACACACUGUGUGUCAAGAAGAAAUGGAGAUGCCCAAAGAGGGCAGUAUGACACAAUAAAUCAUUCUGUUAAGCAGUCAUAA